This is a messenger RNA of Adineta ricciae, 1536 nucleotides long. The record is from the annotation of a GenBank genome assembly. Lineage: Eukaryota; Metazoa; Rotifera; Eurotatoria; Adinetida; Adinetidae.
AUGGCAGCCAAAGCUUUUCAAGUUGCUCUCGAUGCAGCAACAAACGAAAACAACACUGAAGAGAAUUGGGAUAGAAUUUUAGAGGUAUGUGACUACGUUAAAAAUGGUCAAGUAAAACCUAAUGAAUUACUUGAUCAAAUCGUGAAACGUUUGAAACAAACUCGUAAGGCGAAACUACAAAUGAACGCUUUAACAUUAUUCGAUGCAGCGGUAAAAAAUUGUGGUCAACAAUUUCAUCAAGCAUUUACAUCACGUGCAACAAUGAAUGCACUCGUUGAAGUUAUUGAUGAUUCACAUACGGAAAACAUUGUACGUAAUCGUAUAGGUUCAUUAUUAAAACAAUGGAUGAAUGAUCCAGAAUUUAAAGACAAAGCUCAGUAUGCUAUGCUCGGUGCAACAUAUAAAAAGUUAAUAACAGAGAAAAAUUACACCUUCAUUGAUGGACCUAAUCAUCAAUCGAUAUCCUCAGCAGGCACAACAGUGGCAGGAGUUGCAGCACGAAAAACUCAAGAUGAUCUAUUGGCAAAACGAGAAGAGGAAGAGUUUGCUAAAGCUAUUGCUUUAUCGAUGCAAGAAGCAAAUCAAUCAAAACCACAGCAAACAGCUACAAAUUCACUUUAUCCAUCGAUGCAACCAUCUUCUUCAACAAAUCCGACAUCGGCAUCGACAAUAACAAGUUCAGUUGGUAAUGAAAAGAAAGCGAAAGCUUUAUAUGAUUUCGAAGCGGCAGAAGACAAUGAAGUGACAUUCAAAGCAGGCGACAUUUUGAUUAUUACGGAUGACAGUGACCAACAUUGGUGGAAAGGUAUCAACAAUGGUGUUGAAGGUCUAUUUCCAGCUAAUUUCGUUACGAAAAAUCUUCAACAACAAGUUGAUUCGCCUAGUCAAUCAAACGGAACAGCUAAUGAUAUCAAUCAAAAGCAACAACAACGUCAGAAUGAAAUUGUUAAAGAUCAAGUCGUGAUCGAUGAACGUCUUAUCGAUCGAUGCUUAGGAAUGUUGCAAAAUGCUGAUCCAACCGGUGAAAUCGAGGCCGAUUCGAAUGAAAUGCUCAUGCUGGAAGACACAUGUUAUGCAAUGGGUCCAUUGAUCGAUCAUGAACUAGAAAAAGUCGAUCGUAAGCAUGUUCAAUUAGAAGAAUUGAAUAAAAACCUACGCGAAGCUAUGGAUUUGUAUCACCGAUUGAUGGAAGAAGGUCGUAUACGUGCAGCUCAAGCGAAAACAAAUGCUGCUCAACUAGCUAAUCAAAUGUACCAACAGACACAAAUUCCAACUCAACAAUAUUAUCCAGGUCAUCCAAGUUUACAACAACAACAACAACCACCAAUGAUGUAUCAACCUUCACAAAUGUAUAAUAAUCAAAUACCUCCACAAACUCAACCAUCCAUGCCUUAUAUUCCACAACAAGCAACAGGAGCAUAUUAUGUUGAUCCCAAUUUACAACAAACGCAACCAGUACAUAUGAUGUAUACGAUGCCACCAAACAUGAUGCCGCCGCAACAGCAACAACCAGCUGCUUAUAGCGAAACGCAGUAA